AUGGCGUCGUCUCUCAGGAGGCAGGUGGACGCCUUGCGGCAUGCCUCCUCCGGCACCUCGUCCGGGUACAUCCAGAGGAAGAAGGGCAAGCCGUCGCUGCUACUCACGCCUGAUCAGGCGGCCGAAGUGGACCUGUCGUCCGUUAGGGAGACUGCAGUAAUGGGGCUUCAGCGGUUAGAGGCCGUGGACCAAGACUUUUCCCCCUUCCAGGACACUUUGUUCAGCAAGGAAGCGGAGGGCACCCUGCGUGACCUUCAGACCAAGGAGUCGAAUGACCGCAUCGACAAGAGCAUCUCGGCCUUCCUGGCCCUGCUGUCCCCUCACUUCGCCUGCCGGGAGGCGCACUUCUGCCUCGAGUACCUGAUCCGGCACUACAAGGUCUACCAGUACAACGUCGACGCCGUGGUGGAGUGCUGCCUGCCUUGGCACGACACCGUGGCCUUCGCGCGGAUGGUUCAGCUGCUCAGCCUCAAGGGGUCGAGAUGGGAGUUCCUGACCCCUGUCCAGAAGACCGGAUCUCCGCUCCCCCGGGAGGCGAUCGCCCGGAGGUGUGCACGAGAUUUCGGCCUCCUCCGCUUCCUCUGCGUAUCGGCGCGCCGUGCCGCAGCCCGUGCCGCGUCCUGUUCUGUGGCGACGGCGCAAUCGACAUCGACGUCGUCUGUCAGCGCGGCCACGGCAGCCGGCAGGGCGAAGCUUUUCUCGUUUUACGCCGCGACCGUGGUUGAGGCGUUAGCGUCCCUGGGCACGACCUCCGAUCCUUUGCUCCGAGCGUUGGUGCCCACUGUCGUGCACGGGCUGUCUGCCACGAAGUCCCCCGAGUAUCAGAUGGCUUCGUACAUGAUCCUCUCAGCUUUGUCGGGCAAGGGCCCUCUUUCACUGGACGUGACCGGCCAAGCGCUUACCGCCCUCGUGUGCAAGCCUUGCCAAGGGGGGCUAGAGCCAUCCCUGCUGUGUGCCCUAGCUGUCGCCCAGACGCAAGUGGGUUUCUAUUCGAAGAAGGAUCCUUCAAACUCGUCGGCGGCGGCACCUCUGUUGCUUCCAACCGCUGCUUUCGAGAAGUUAUCGGCUAUGGAAUCCCUCGCGGGUGUCCUUGCGGGCCUUGCCCAGAAGUUCGACGCCACAGCGUUCUUGUGGCUACUGCUUCAGAGCUACGUGCAGCACCUACCUGACCAAGAUAGCCGGCACGGAGAGUCCCUGACAAGGCUCUGCACCUACCCUUACUGGCCUUCGCACUCGCUUCCACGUCUCAUUAGGAGACUUGUUGACCGCCUUAUCAGGUCGUACCUGGCCUUGACUCUGGAAGGCGCCGAAGAUGAAGCCGCCAUGGAAGUAGACGACGCACCGGAAAAGAGCCGCCGAUCUACCGCGAUGAAGACCGAGAGCCAGACCGUGUUGCGGGUGCUCAGCCAGCGUUACCCUGAAGAAGUGGAUGCCGCUGUUGCGAAGAUCAGCCGUAGCGUGACCAAGGCCAGGACGGCUACGGCCAAAGCGGCCCUGCAAGACGAUGACAAGCGAAACGAUGCCGGGGUCAUGACAGCCAAACGCGAGGCUCAUCUGAAGAAGGAGGCGUUGUCGUCUUUGUUGGUCUCUACGUUCGCCGGCGCACAGCUUGCUCCGCAUUUGCCGCUGCAGCAACAGGAGGAGGAUGCUGCAACUGUGGGCCAGGAAGGCCGUGAAGAUGGUGCUGUUCAUGGUUCACUGAUGGUGGCUCUUGAGCACUCGUCCGCCGUUGUGCGAGCCCGAGCCGUCGAACAACUCUCUCGCGCAAUAUUGAGCGCGGCGGAGAAUGAUGGCGCGGCGGCUGGAGAAUCAGCAUCAACGUCCGCCGGGGGUGUCGAAGAACUAUCGCCGGUGCUUGUAAGGCGGCUGCACGACGAGGACCCAGACGUCGUCCUCGCUAUCACCGAAAGUGAUACCCUGGUUCAACGAGUUCUUCUCCGUCCUCGUUCCUUUUCUCCUAUGGCGGACGAUUCUACUGGUGGCGAUGGUGUCGGCGGCGCCGACGAUUCGGAUGUGGUUGAUCGAGCCGCUGCUGUUGCGUCGGCCGCAAUGACGGCCGCGGGUCCGUGGUUGUCGGCUAUUUCGGAGGUGAGGCCGAAGCACCCCGUGGCUUCGGCGGGUAGGGUGCUGUGCGGUCUCGUCCGCCUCGCGGCCGCUGCGUCUUCCGCGUGUGGUGAAGGAGGGUCUGCGGGGGUCAAACAGGCCAGAGAUCCGGCGCUGUCGCUGCUGCUGGAGUGUCUGCCGGGCCCGCACGCGACCGCUCGCGUGAGGUCGGCGCAGCGACAGGCCGUCGGUGCAGACGGCCGCGGGGACAGUGCUACUGACGAGGGUGCCACGGACCCGGCCGCCGCCGCCGCCGCCACCGGAAAGGCUUGCAAGAAGGCCUCGAGAGCGGUCGGUCGCGCGGCGAUAGAGGCCGUCAGCAGGUUGGGUGUUGGCGUGGAGGGCGACGCCUUGGCCGGUCUCUUCGCCGUUGUCGGUAAGGUUUUGAAUAAGUCCGACGACGAAGGAAGCGGCAAGGGUUCCGCCGCAAAGUCCCCCGGGAAGAACAAUAGCAAGAAGAAAAAGUCGGGUGACGCCGACGACCUGGAGGCGGAAGGGGUCAAGUCGAAGGGCCUCAAGGUGAUGGGGGAGGAGGUUUGCGAUGCUCUGGCGGCCGCAAUUGUCGGUCCAGGCGAUCUGGACAGCAAAAAUCAUCAGUUGCAGACUCUUCGAGAUACCUGCGGUGCCGGUGGUCGCUGGCUCGUCCUGGAGUGCACAUACCGCGCGCUGAACCUCGCUUCUGCCAGUUCUAGCGGUGGUGGCAACGCCAAGGCUCGAGCGGCGGCUACAGCAGCAGCGUCCAGCCUCUCCUCGUUGCUGGCCUCACUGGCGACGUCCGAGCUUCGCCUCCGCCCUCACCUCCUCUCUGCCAGUCCGGACGGAGAUGAUGCCAAAGUUGUGGGCGCGGUCGGCGCCGCGGACCUCCUGCGGUACCUCCGAGCCUGCGCGGCGCACCUGCCCCGUCUGGAACGGUCGUCGUCACUCUUUGCCGAGGAUCACUUGGCGGCGUCAGCGGCGACUCCGUCCGUUGGCGGGAACUGUGACACGUCCGUGGGUGGGGAUGGUUUCGCCGUCACCCCCGCCCCGCUUCUCGGCGACGUGCUGGUGUCGGUCUUGACGGCAACAGCCGAGGGUGGCAGCAAAGGAGGGGCCACCGCGGUGUGGGAGGCCGUGAGCGCCGUGGUGCUGCACGGGUACGAGCGGCGGCCACUGCCCGCCCUCGCCGCCGUUGCGAUAGAAGGCGUCACCGUGGCCGGAAGACGGGGUCGUGGGGUCGCAGCGCGACAGCAGCCGAGACGUGGCGGAGGGGUUGACGACGCGAAGUUGGUUGCCGCCGCCCGUGCGCUCUGCGUGGCCGCGACGUUUGUGAGAGCAGGGGCGGAGGCGGUGGCAUCUGGAGAUACGGUCGAGGAUGGGGAGUCGUCGAAGGCGGCGGAGAGAGACAUCGUUGCGGUCUUCCCCGCUGCGGUGCUGGCUGUCGCGUCGGAUGAUGAGGGCCUACGAGAUAGCGGCCUUCUGUUCAUCACCACUGUGUCUGCGCACGGCGAUGCUCUCAGCGCGGAGUUGUCCGGCAGCAGCGGCGGCGCUUCUACAAGCGGGGCCAAGAAAAGCAAGCCCGCCCCCUCCCCCGGUCCGAGGGUUGAGGACUCCGAGUUCUUGCCAUUGGGACAGAUGGGGGAUGGUGCGGCCGAGCCGUCAUCUCUAAACGCGCCGUCGUUGUCUAGUCUCGUCGAGCUUGCCGCGGCGCUUGCCGGCAAAAAUCGCGAGUCCGCACUCGACGCCGGGGAGCUGACCCGACACCUCGCCACCGUUCUCGGAGAAGCUGCCGGUGGCGGCUGGCAGGAAGAUGUCUUGCGUUACCUCGUGGCGUGGGCGGCAAGGCUCGGGUGGAGAGAUCCUACCGCCUCUGCGCUCCUGCUGGAGUGUUUGGUGUGGGCGAAGACACCGAUGAGGGAGUGCUGCUUGCCGCUUUUGCGCUGCUGCCUGGACUCGGAGCAGGCACAAAACAACCAGAACAACGAACGCCUCCUCAACAUCCUCCUUGGAGUUACCCUCAACCUUGCCGUCGGCGACGCAACCGUGGCGGCGGUGGCAGUAGCAGUGGCUGAACGUGAAGAGAGCAGCAGGAACACCAAAAGUCCCAAGAAAACAACGCGCGGGAGCAAGGACAAGGCAAGCGCCGCCGAAGAUUAUCCGGCAUCCGCGUCUUCGACGAUUUUCGCGAGCGUCGAGGCGGAGCAGCUGAUGCACCGGGCGCUGAGGAGCCCCGGACCCGCGCAAAGUCACGCUCUGCACUGCCUGUGUGCAACCUCCCUUCCGAGCUGUGGCGUCGGUGCUCAACCACGCGGGGAAGAUGAAUCCACCCGCCAGAGGCGUGAUCUGGUGGCUGUCCUCGUGGAGGCGGGUCUCGCCGGUGCUGACGGGAGUCUGGUGGCUGCGGCGGCGCGGGCUUUGCCCUGCCUGCCGGGCGAUAUGGCGGCUCUUCUUGUUGGCUUGCCACCUCUCUCGGGUGCUGGUGCUGGAGCUUCGACCCCUUCCAAGGGGCGCAAGAAGAAAUCAUCAGCAGCGUUCAAGGCCGAUACCGCAACCACCGAGACCGGCUGGGUGUUAACCCUCGGAGGCCUGGUCGAGCUGGCCCAGGCCCUCUGCGGUCCUUCGUCGUCUUCGUCUUCUGUGCCGGACCAACAGCAACAGUCCCAAUCCGAAUCCCAUUCAACCAAGGGCGUUCGCAACGGUCGUGGUGCAGUUACCGCCGGGGCGACGACUAGCGCUGAAGGCUGGGGCUGGGCAGGCCCUCUGGCGAUCGCGCGCCCGCUGUUCGACGUCUUGCCUUCGCUGAUCGCCGUCGUGACGAAGGGAGCGGCGGAGGAAGAAGGCUCCUCCUCUACAGCAGUAGGGGGGGGCGAUGUUGUUGAUGCCGCGGAGUACGGGCUCUGGUUAACGAUGGACGUGUUGGGGGGCGUGCUGCGGCGGUGGGGCAAGGGCGGCGUCGGCGGCGGUGGCGGCAGCGCGGCCGCGGAGAAGCUGUACGAGGGGUGCCGCGCCGGGGAAGAUGCGGAGACGGUGUUGGCCUGCGUCAGGGAGAACCCUAGUCCACAGACCAGGAAUAGCGCUCUGGCUCUCCUGUCGAGGAUGGCCACGCUCUUCCCGGCGCAGAUGGCUUCAAGGCUCCGCUCCCUCUUGGAUGCUGUGUGUGCUGCCGCCGCGGGUGGCGAGGGCCGAUCGAGCGGAGGUGGUGGUGGUGGUGGUGCCCGAGCUGCGCUGCGGCAAACUCAGAAGGCGGUGCAGAGUGUAGUGCCUGCGCUGAAGGCGCACGGCUCCGAGGCCGGAGUUGGUGCCCACUUUGUCGUUCAGGUGUUCGUGGAAGCGCUCGAUGAUGCCCCCGCCCAUGCGCGGCGAGCUCUCUUUUCGACCCUCGUCGACUCCCUCGGAGAGGAGUCGCUCGCCAUCAUGUCGGCCCUGCUGCUGCGGAGAGCGGUCUCUUCCGGUAGGCCGGAUGUCGGUGGCAAGUCGGCGGAUGAGGAGACGACGUCGGCUCUGAUUGAGUUCGUGCACCAGACGAUCCACCGCUCGAGAGCACGGGGACAGGUGAGAACGCUGGUGGGCCUGGUCCAAGCCUGCCACAGGCUGUCGGUGAGUGCCGCAGAACGUUCCGGGAGCCUCUCCGGACAGGCUCUCGACGAAGCCGUGGAGUGCUUCGUCGAAGAUUCUGCCGCCAGCGAGAAAGGAGAAGAUCAAUUAAAGACGGACUACCUGCAGCUCCCUCUGGUACAGCAGGAACCAGCACGAGAUAAGAAGGCUUCGAGCCCCGCCUUCAUGACUAUGGACCUCAGAGCCCUGUCCGAGGAAGAUAGCAAAUACAUGGCGGGAAAUUUCCUUGAGUUGGUGCUGUCGUUUGUGCGGGACCACUUGGUGUCGAGGCCCCUGGUGAUGGCGGUCGCGGCGGCGGCAGAGCGUGGAGCCGACGGGAAAGGCUUGAGCGAGGACGAAGGGAUUCAAGAAGGGUUUCUCCUCCUCUGCGAGGAGCUGCUCUUGUUUCUCCGAACUCUGUCGGUCUGCGGUCGGGUUUCUUCAAGCGGUAGCGGAGACGAGCCUGCGUGGUCCUCUCUUCAGGGCCUAGCCUACGCGGUGUUUGAGACUCUUCAGUCUCUGCUAUCGGUCCCGUCCUUCGUUGCAGUCACGCAGGAGCUCCUUCUGCACCAGGACCCCCACCUGCGUCGGAAAGCCCUGCGGAUGUUCACACGCCGCCUAGAUCCGGCCGAGGGAGGGGGGAGCGGGGGCGCGCCGCGGCUGUCCCCGGGUGAAGAAAGCUUGUUCGUGGAGAUGGUGCCCUCCUUGAGGCUCGUGGCCAUGGGCAAGAGGUCUGUCGGCAGGGCAGGAGAGGACGAUGAUGACAUUGGAGAAGGAAUCGAAGAGGUCAUGGGGCCGUCUUCUCCGGAGGGAGGAGAAGGAGGACCCGAUGCAAUGGACCAAGAUCGUGACGAAGACGGCAUGAAGGAGAGCGCCGUCAACCGUCAGACAGCGCUGCUGAGCCUGGACGUGCUUGCUCGCGUGCUUGGAAGGCGGCACCAAGGAGCGUUCGAGGGCGUCCUCGGUGACGUCACUGAAAUGGUGGCUGGGGUGGGACCCGGCGCUCUGCCUGCCGUUGGCCAACCAGGCUCCGAUGGGAUCCUUCCUCUUCGCGCGAGCGCCUUCCUUCUGGUGGCUACCCUAUGCGCCGUCCUUGGUGUCCGGGCCUUCCCCCGCCUGCCGCGUUUCUUUCCCGCGAUGCUCGAAGCCCUCGAGUUUCAGACGCCCUUUACAACGGCUGUCACGGACGGCGCUGCUGGCGCCGGAGGGCGCGGUGGGGGAAGGAGCCUGCUCUGGACGAGCGCCUUGUCGGCAGUGGCCACCGUCGCCGCUAGCCUGCCGUCCUUCCUGAGCCCGUACCUCGGGAGAAUUUUGGCUGUCGCCUUGCGGCCUGCCUCGGCUGGCGCUGGUUCCAGUGGUAGUCCUGCUGCGGCGGGUAGUAAGCAGGCUGCAGACCGGGUGCUGUCGUUGCUCUCGACGGGGGUCGAGGCGAGGUUGUUAGUUCCGGCGGUGUGCGGAGCUUACUCCGGCUGCGUGGAGAGCGUCAAGGCGGGCGAGGAGGAGGGAGUGGGAGCCGCGGGGAGGUCGAUAGCUCGGCUCUUGGCCUACGUACAAGAGAUCGUUGCGGGGCUGGAGAAGGCGGCAGCGUCCGCGGCUCUUCCACAGUUAACCCGCCUGCUGACCCAAGCGCUCGACUUCCGAAGACAGCAUGCGAGUGGAUCGACUCCCCAAGUAAGGGAAAGCGCCGCACUCGUGGAAACCGAGGCGUCUUCGGCCUUGGUGGGCCUGGUGAUGAGGCUGAGCGAGGUGGAGCUAAGGCCACUGUUUCUGCACCUUUGCGAGUGGAAGGCAGGUGUUUCGUCUGGAGAGGGCGACCUCAAGGCAACUCUGGGGGCGCUGGACCGACGGCUUUCGUUCUACCGAGUUCUCGAUGGCCUUGCAGGGGCUUUAAAGAGCAUUUUCACGCCGUACUUCGCGCAUGUCCUGACGGACUGUUGCGAUGACAUGGAAGCUGCCAGCCUCCUGACGAGUGUCGCAGCCAACGGCUCUCCUGCUGCUGCGAAGAAGAAGAAGCGAAAGCGCGCCAGUGAGGAAGCCUCCAGCAAGAGAAAGCGCCGCAAGACUCUGUCCUCGGGCGAUGCAUCAGAUUCGGACGAAGAGAUUGGCGAAGGCAACGACGGAGAGGGAGAGGAUACUCCCGAGCUCCGGUGGCGACGGUCGGCCGCUUCGCGCCUCGUGCUCUCGGCCCUCCGUCGCUGCUUCCAGUCGGACCGAUCGGGCUUCGUCAACAAGACCCGCUUCGAGCUGGUGCUGCCUGCCGUGGUGGCCCAGCUGGAAUGCGGCUCCGAUUUCUCCGCUGCCGCAGCGGGAGGAGGAGCGGAGGAUGACGUCUCGUCCUGUCGGCUCCACGCGGAAGAGUUGGUGGGGCCGUGCCUGGCUCAGUUGGCGUCGGCGUCGGGCAAGGACGCGCUGUGGAAGGCGCUGGCGAACGCCGUGCUGAUGAAGACGAGGUCGAGGAGGGCGGGCGUGAGGGUGGCGGCGCUGGUUUCGUUGCGGCAGUGUUUCGAGGUGGUCGGGGAGGAGUUCCUGGCGCUGCUGCCGGAGUGCUUGCCAUUCCUGAGUGAGCUACUGGAGGACGGUCAUCCGGAAGUUGAGAGCGAGUGCCGCGCUUUGGUCAAGUACAUCGAAGGAGUCUUGGGGGAAUCCAUCGAGAGCUACCUGGUGUAGAUCUACGUAUCUCUGGGUCUAUCCGAUAGAUGACAGUGUGUCCAAUACAACAAUCCAGCACAAGAUAGCGCGUUGAGGAUUGACUUAUCGUUUGAAG
Messenger RNA from Ectocarpus siliculosus, 8437 nucleotides. NCBI's taxonomy places the organism in Eukaryota, Phaeophyceae, Ectocarpales, Ectocarpaceae. The record is from the annotation of a GenBank genome assembly.